This is a messenger RNA of Callorhinchus milii (elephant shark), 685 nucleotides long. RefSeq names its product protein shisa-like-1a. The record is from RefSeq and is a predicted model, not a curated record. Lineage: Eukaryota; Metazoa; Chordata; Chondrichthyes; Chimaeriformes; Callorhinchidae. The coding region runs from base 25 to 477 and encodes 150 amino acids. The transcript has 3 exons.
CCUGGUCACAAGGUGUGGGUCACAAUGUCGCUGGGCAUUCAGUUCCUGACUAUCCUCCUUCUCUGUGAGCGACCAUUAAUGGCCUCUGCCUCUGAGUAUAGGCUCUGCGAGUCAUACCUGGAUUCCGCUGAGCUGUACCACUUUGGAUUCCACUGCCCACGGCUCAACGAAGACCAGAAACACGCUUACUGCUGCCACCGGAGUAACCGGACCCUGAAAUACUGCUGCAAUCAGGCAGAGUUCCAGAACAUGACUGGAAUUAACCCCACACUGCCCUCCUUGUACGCUAAGUAUGGAUCACUAAGUACAGUCUGUCUAUAUGGGCUCUGCUUGGCAGUGCUGCUGGUGACUGACAUGCUGUACUACUGCACGCUGAACAGGACCAGCCUUGGUAGACACCUCACCCGCUGCUGUCCGUGCGGAUGCCCCGAAUGUUGCAGCAUUCGGAAGAGCAGGAAGUGCAUCUCAGAAACAUGACGUGAUCCAAUGGGCCAAUGAUCAACGGAGUGUCUUGGAAGUCUGUUUAGGUUCCUCUAUCAUUGGACGUGUCUGCUCUCUGGACUCGGUGUGUGUUUAGUAGCAACUUUAAAAUAGCCUGAAAGUACCUAUGUUCAGAGCCAGCAUCCAUUUCCAAAUAAUAUGAAGCUCUCAUGAGUGUCUCAUUGUGUACUGAAUAGCCCCUGAA